AUGAGCCGAGCAAACUCCAUCGACUUCCUGGACUCCUCCGGAUGGCCGCUGUCUCAUGAGAGCGUCCUGAAGCACUUGUACCCUCCUCAUGGACCUGGUAGGCAGGCAGCAUACGUCGCUGACGAUCCCAUGAGGCCAUUGGCUGACGUUGGCCUUGAAGGCUAUGGCUAUGGCGAAGUGGCGCAAGAACUCUCUGUCACGGCCAUCGGCUAUCACACAACGUUGCUGCUGGAGCUGGUCUCCUUAUGGAAGGAGUUCCUCUCAGAGCAAAAGUUUCGCUUCGCUAUUCAUGUCCUGGAGCCGGGACUGGGCGACGCGGUGCAGGCGGGAUGGGGGAAGGAGGGCCACGCUGCCAAUCUCCAAGCUUCCUUCUCCGUUGAUCGAGGCUGGAAUCCGAUUGAACAGGAUCCCGCAGCCUUUCUCGAGGAUUUCAAGUUGCUGUUUGGAGGCCAUUCUAAGGCUUCAGCGGAUGACGUUGUGGAUGGUACGGAUCUGCGGAUCGAGAGAGCUGAUGUAUUUCUCUGCACAGAGCCAGCGUUCCUUUGCAACGUGCUGGGCAAGACCUUUUUAGACCGUCCCCUCAUCGGCUACUUUGCAAAUCCACUGACUGCGUAUCUUCCAGCAGCAGCUGCUCAGGGCUGGCUGGCAGACUUCCUGAGCCUGACCCGCGACGACCUCCCUGGACGUCACGCGCCGUUCUUGGCUGUUGCCAACACAAGGUUCUUGGCAGAGCAGAUUCGCUUUCAGACCGGUGCCCAGCGAAUUCUGGCUGCACGUCCGCUGGCAGCCUACAUGGGCCCCAAGCGAGGGCCUGCAGCACCUGGACAGGUAGUCGUGGUCCGGCAGCCCAGCAUGUUCUGGAACGCUGCCUGCAUCCUCAAUACUCUGGCUCGGCUAAACAUCCAGGACCUUUCCACGAAGGGCGGGCUUCUGAAGGCAAGUGAGUUGCGCUUCCUUCCAAGCGAGGAGCUUCCAGAUGCGUCAUCAGAGGCCAUUGCAUCCUUUGAGGCAGCAGUCAUAUAUCCAUAUGAUGUGUCGCAGAUGCGACUCUACGAACUGUAUGCCCUGUCUGUGCCGCUGUUCGUGCCAGCGAACCCUCAGCUGGCAAGCUACAUCUACCGCGGCCUCACGUCCAUAGAGGAUUUUGAUCACAAGCUCCCCAGUGCUGGUGGAGGAGCUGGAUCUGACCCUCACAGUCCGCACUUGGACUACAAUCCGUUUGACCGGAGCGACUGGCGAGGGGUGGAUGCGUGGACACAACUAACCCAUUGGGUGACUCUGCCGCACUUGCUGAGAUUCGCAUGCUCCUCGGUGAUACGUGCCUGA
This is a messenger RNA of Symbiodinium pilosum, 1326 nucleotides long. NCBI's taxonomy places the organism in Eukaryota, Dinophyceae, Suessiales, Symbiodiniaceae. The record is from the annotation of a GenBank genome assembly.